Messenger RNA from Trichomonas vaginalis G3, 603 nucleotides. RefSeq names its product small GTPase, Rho family, Rac1-like. Gene Ontology annotation, biological process: regulation of cell shape; actin filament organization; cortical cytoskeleton organization. The transcript has a single exon. The coding region runs from base 1 to 603 and encodes 200 amino acids. Gene Ontology annotation, molecular function: GTPase activity; GTP binding; protein kinase binding. The record is from RefSeq and is a predicted model, not a curated record. Gene Ontology annotation, cellular component: plasma membrane; cytoplasmic vesicle; cytoskeleton. Lineage: Eukaryota; Parabasalia; Trichomonadida; Trichomonadidae.
AUGAAGCAUAUCAAAUGCGUUGUUGUCGGUGAUGGUGCUGUCGGUAAGACCUGCCUUCUCAUUUCUUUCACUACAAAUGCUUUCCCAGGCGAAUACAUUCCAACAGUUUUCGAUAACUACUCCGCAAACGUUAUGGCUGAAGGCCAUCCACCAGUUAACCUCCAGCUUUGGGAUACAGCUGGUCAGGAAGAUUACAAGAAGCUCCGUCCACUUUCCUACCCACAAACAGAUGUUUUCCUUCUUUGCUUCUCCUUAGUCUAUCCAGCCUCCCUCGAAAACAUCGAGACAAUGUGGAUCAAGGAAAUCAAGGAGUACUGCCCAGACAAGCCAUACAUCCUUGUCGGCCUUAAGUCCGAUCUUCGUGAUGAGUUCGACCAAAGAGCAGAUGAACUUCGUGCUAAGGGCUUCGAACCAAUCCAGCGUGCUAAGGGCGAAGAAAUGGCUAAGAAAAUUAACGCCUGCUCUUACAUAGAAUGCUCAGCUCUUAAGGCUUACAACCUUACAGAAGUUUUCGACGAAGCUGUUAAGUAUGCUCUCGAUCCUCCUGCACAGCAGAACCAGAAGCAAGAAAAGAGCGAUACCAACUGCUGCGAGCUCAUCUAA